GUAUGGUAGGGGUUAGAAGGGGAUUUGGUGAAGGUGAUUUGGCUAUCAACCUUUUGACGUGAAGAGCAAGUUGAAGAUGAGGAAGAAGAAGAUUCUGAUACGGUGACUAUAUGAUCGAUCAUGUUCUGUGAUGGAAUAGUGUCAAAAAAUGCCUAAGUAGAAACUGAACGUCACCGUUGCAUGCUUAAAAAAAAAGCAGUCGUCCUCUUUCAAUUAAAACCAAACCGGAAAAGUCCGCGAGAGAGGGACUUGUGAGUUUCCCUAUAUAAAGCUUCCUUUUGACCGAAGAAUCAACGUAUUGAAGAAAGCCAAGGCUAGGGCCCAAUAGUAGAUUCAGAUAAAAGAGACCCCACGCGGAUUGACGUGGGAGACGCGAUAAUAUUAUUACCCAAGACGGUGUGAGAAGCCGAACCCUAAAUUUCCACGAACAUGUCGCCGAAAAUGGGAUCGAUCUUUGCUCAGGUGUAUAAAAAAUCUGUAUCGAUGGGGCGUAGCCGCAAUUUCUCUUCAUCCCCAACUAACAGCAGCAAAGAGUCGAAGAACAUAGCUUUAGCGAAUUUUUUUGUAACUCGAGCCCUAGGUGUUGCCAUUGGAUAUCUCAGUGGCCAUUAUCUAAUUGGUGAUCUGGAUAAGAUAUGUGAGGAGCGGAUGCAGGAGGAUCUGAGGAAGGCAAGGAGCACGACGGAGUUGUUGACCAAUGUUUCUAAACUCUCCAACAAGUCAGCCAAUUAAUUGGCUUUUGCUGUGUAUAAUGUGUGUGUGUGGUUUUGUCAAAACUUAAACUCUUUUGUCUCUGAGAUUGCUUUAUUUUUUUUCGAUCUAUCAAAAUAUUUAAUUUCUUGUGUGUUUUUGUGGGACCAAAGAGUAUGUAAUUGGGAAUGCUUUUAAGGUGGAGAACGUUUGAAAAUCAAAUCAUGGA
Eruca vesicaria subsp. sativa (arugula) is the source of this 919-nucleotide messenger RNA. The record is from the annotation of a GenBank genome assembly. Lineage: Eukaryota; Viridiplantae; Streptophyta; Magnoliopsida; Brassicales; Brassicaceae.